Molecule: messenger RNA, 1011 nt
Organism: Sphaerodactylus townsendi
Lineage: Eukaryota; Metazoa; Chordata; Lepidosauria; Squamata; Sphaerodactylidae
Product: leukotriene B4 receptor 1-like
Exons: 1
Coding region: 1-1011 (336 amino acids)
Biological process (GO): immune response; G protein-coupled receptor signaling pathway
Cellular component (GO): membrane
Molecular function (GO): G protein-coupled receptor activity
Source: RefSeq, a predicted model, not a curated record
AUGAGCCUGUAUGAAGAAAGCGAGAAUCACCUGGCAUUGUCCACUGGAAGGGUUUUGGUGUGCAUCGUACUAAGUUUGUCGUUUGCCGUCGGGGUCCCAGGAAAUACCUUUGUGAUCUGGACCAUUUGUGGACGAAUGAAGCAACGGUCUCCUGCAGUCAUGCUGAUCCUUAACCUCGCUGUUGCUGACCUGCUGGUCCUCGUAACCUUGCCUGUCUGGAUCCACUCUUUUGCCAAUGCCUGGCUGCUGGGGCUCGCCGCUUGCAAGGCGAUGGUCUUUGUCGUUUACUGCAAUAUGUACGCGAGCAUCUUCCUGAUCACCGCCCUGAGCUUGGAAAGGGUCAUGGCCGUCUUUUGCCCCUUUGUCGUUCAACGGAGGACAAACAACACGUCCACCCGCAUCGUGAUGCUUCUCAUCUGGCUUCUCGCCAUUGCUUUUGGAGCGGCCAUCCUUCCCUUUCAAGAAACAGACGAGACAGACAUCGGCACACAGUGUACCUCUCGCAGCUACGUCUCAAACUCUCAGAAGGUGGGCCUUCUCUUGCUGGAGACUCUUGUGGGCUUCCUGGUUCCAUUUGCCAUUAUAUCCAUCUGCUAUGUGUGCAUCGCCAAACGCAUCAGCCACAUGACCGGCUCCCGAAAGCAACGCUCGACCAGGCUGGUCACUUCCGUGGUGGUGGCCUUCGCUCUCUGCUGGCUUCCCUAUCACACCUUCAACUUGAUGAGUAUUGCUUCAGCCGUGAUGGAAGACUCAUACAAGGAGGCAUCUGAAGCUCUGGAGGAGAUUGCGGUCCAAGGAACCUUCAUUGCUGGUUCAGUAGCGUUUCUUAGCAGCUGCAUAAACCCCGUGCUCUAUGCCUUUGCGGCCAGGAACUUCCAAAGCAGUGUGAGAUUGGCCAAGCUGUCCAAACUGUUUGAACAGAUAAGUCCAGGAAUGAAGCCGGAAGCCACAAAAGAACUGUCUGUCAUAGAAGGAAGAGAGGAGGCUUUGACGAGCGCAGAGACAAUCUAA